GCUUCUUCCACAAUUCACAACAAAACAAAUUACAAUAAUCAGAUCACCCAAACAAAAGUCCGUAUUCUUUUUUUUACCAUCGACACUCCAGAAACUAGCUCAAAUGAAAAACUAAUUUCAUCAAUUGUUAAGAGGAUAGUCCUAUUGAUCAAUGGAUUCUCAAAUGGCUUCUGCUUUGAAAAGCGGUGACGAAAAACACUUGUCCCUUCAAUCAAAUGCUUCCACAGAUACUGCACUAGUCGUGUUGAAGGUACCUUUCGUCAUUGGUGUUGCUGGAGGGACUGCAUCUGGCAAAACAACUGUUUGCAAUAUGAUUAUUUCGCAGCUUCAGAAUCAACGAGUCGUACUAAUCAGUCAAGAAGCAUUUUAUCAUCCAUUAACUGCAGAGCAGUUAGAGAAAGUUCACGAUCACAACUUCGAUCAUCCUGAUGCCUUUGAUACAGAGCUUCUGCUUUCGUGUAUGGAAAAAUUAAAACAUGGACAACAAAUUAGCAUUCCUAAUUAUGAUUUCAAGUGCCAUAAGAUGAUUGAACCAGCCCGUGUGGUCAAUCCCUCAGAAGUCAUCAUUUUAGAUGGAAUUCUUAUUCUGCAUGAUCCUCGUAUACGUGAUCUCAUGAGCAUGAAGAUCUUUGUUGAUUCAGACUCUGAUGUCCGUCUGGCCAGGAGGAUACGGCGGGAUACUGUUGAGAGGAACAGAAACAUCCUGAACGUGCUAGAUCAAUAUGCCAAACAUGUUAAACCUGGUUUUGAGGAGUUCAUUCUUCCAACAAAGAAAUUCGCUGAUGUAAUAAUUCCUCGAGGAGCAGAUAAUGAUGUUGCAAUCGAUUUGAUAGUUCAGCAUAUUCGUACAAAGCUUGGACAGCAUGAUCUUUGUAAAAUAUACUCAAAUGUUUUCGUUAUACCUUCUACAUUUCAGAUACGUGGGAUGCAUACGCUUGUGCGAAAUGCAAAAACAACCAAGCAUGACUUUGUUUUUUAUGCAGAUCGCCUUAUUCGCCUGGUUGUGGAGCAUGGUCUUGGUCACCUUCCCUUUACUGAGAAGCAGAUAACCACUCCUACAGGAUCUGUUUAUAGUGGAGUCGUUUUCUGUAAACGCUUGUGUGGAGUCUCUGUCAUUAGAAGUGGAGAAAGCAUGGAAAAUGCAUUGCGAGCUUGCUGCAAGGGAAUCAAAAUUGGCAAAAUUCUAAUCCAUGGGGAGGGUAAAAGUGGCAGGCAGUUGAUCUACGAGAAGCUACCCUUAGAUAUUGCAAGUCGCCAUGUGUUGCUGCUUGAUCCAGUACUUGCUUCAGGGAAUUCUGCAGUGAAAGCUAUUUCUGUGCUGCUUAGUAAAGGUGUACCAGAGUCUAACAUCGUUUUCUUAAACCUCAUAUCAGCUCCUGAGGGACUACAUACUGUAUGCAACAAAUAUCCAAGAUUGAAGAUUGUGACAUCAGAGAUUGACACAACCCUUAACAAGGACUUGCAUGUGAUUCCUGGUAUGGGAGAAUUUGGAGAUCGUUAUUUUGGUACUGGUAGUAAAGCUACUCUUUCGUAGCAUCAUCCAUGCAAGCUUAACUAGGAGAAGACAGACAUACUCUGUCCCUCUUUUAUGACAUAAUCUUAGCCAUGAAGAAAUCGCGCUUUGUUCCUCUUUUGUUCUAAUUAGAAAGAGCGAGUUCUUAUUCUUUCAAGGGGAUGAAAGGCGAGUGAAAGAAUCAGGAGAUUUUAUGAUAGGAGAGGUAUCUGGGGACUUGGAGGCAUGACCAUAGAGUUGUAAUUGAAUUUGUCAUAUUUUUUGCAGUAUUGCUGUUGCACCUCAUAUGGAAA
Molecule: messenger RNA, 1806 nt
Organism: Capsicum annuum
Lineage: Eukaryota; Viridiplantae; Streptophyta; Magnoliopsida; Solanales; Solanaceae
Product: uridine kinase-like protein 5
Exons: 15
Coding region: 152-1534 (460 amino acids)
Cellular component (GO): cytoplasm
Molecular function (GO): kinase activity; ATP binding
Source: RefSeq, a predicted model, not a curated record